AUGCCAAACACUGGCAAGCCAAGCCAGGACUGUCACCUCUGUCGCAAGCGACGGGUCAAGUGCGACCUCGCCCGCCCAGGCUGCCAGCGGUGCGUCAAGUACGGCGUCGAGUGCCCCGGCUACCGUGACCAGACCGAGCUCGUCUUUCGCAAUGCCGACCCCUCCACGGUGAGGAAGCGCAAGAAGCGCGUCGCCGAGCACGACGACGCCCAGUCGAGCCGCUCCGCCUCGCCCGGGUCCGGGUCCGGGUCCGGGUCCAGGUCCGCCUCUGCUGCGGGCUCCGGGACCCGCCCCGGCUCCGGUUCUUCGACGCCCUCCUUGUCCGUUUCCGCCGAUGAUCUCGAUGCCCCCUUCAUCUUCUCCGCCGAAUGCAAGGACCUCGUCCCGGCCUCCGAAUCGGCCCCCUGGCCGUCCUACAGGGCCGCCGUGCCAAAGUCCAUGGCUGAGCAUUGGACUUCGCAUUCCGUGCCCAUCCUGCUCAACGUCUACUCGACCCUCGACUUCCUCAACAACGCGUACCAGCAAAACCCACGCGACGGGCCCCUGGUCUGGGCCGCGCACCUCUUCUCCCGCACCUACGUCACCAACAUCCGCUAUCCGACAGCCGUAUACCGAAGCUCCGAGCUCGAGACGCAGCGCGAGCUCGGCACAUAUCUGGGCAAAACGCUGAGUACCGUCGCGGCGGCCCUCAAGGACCCCAAGGGCGCCUUUCGCGACGAUGUGCUCGCCACCGUUUGGAUAUUGUCCAACUACGAGCUUCUCGUGGGGUCACUGAGCCGCAUGGACUGUUUCAGCCCAUGGCAUCUACAUGCCCGAGGCUUGUACAGCAUCCUGAAGACGAGGGGAAUAGCACCCAUGUACACCGCCGAGGGACGCACCGCCUUCUGGCCCAGCUACAACAUGGUGCAAGUCCAAGCGCUCGUCAGCAACACCGAGUGCCCACCCGAGUCGGACGAGUGGCUAGGCAUUGUCCGAGAUACCCUGUAUAAGGAUGAGGCGUACACGCUGUAUGUGUCCGUCUUCGUCGUGACAUGCGCACGCGUCCAGGCGCGCAUGUUCACUAUUCUCAACACGCGAGACUUUGCUGCUGCCAACGCCGAGUUCCAGAUGCUCAUGGACGAGCUGGACCGCGCCGACGCAGAGUUCAUGCGGUCGGCGGCGGGCUUGCACGACACGGCGCAGGAGCUGGACGCGUACAUGCGCAACCUGUACCACUCGGCCGUGGUCAAGGGCUAUCACUACGUGCAAAUGAUGGCCAACUUCCUGACGCACUAUGCGCAAAGCGAGCUGACGCGGGAGGAGCUGCGGGCGCGGCGGGACGCGUGCGUGGAGAAGACGCAGCUGGCGGCGCAAGAAAUCCUCAACAGCGUGCCGUGGAUCCUGGGCCCGCUGGCGUCGGGCAAAGACAAGUCGCCGAGGGUGCUGUUCGACGCGCUCAAGAUGGUGUGGCCGCUGACGAGCGUGUACGUGGUGUCGACGACGCUGCCGGAGCAGCGGGAGGGCGCCGAGGUGGCGCUCGUCUUCAUCGGCAAGGAGGUGGGCGUGCGGCAGGCGCUCAAGACGUACCCGGGAGCCAUCUCGCUUUUGCCGCCCGAGGCGCUCCGGCCGCUGGGGGCGGAGGGCACAGGACGAAACGUCGUGGACACGUCGUGGACGGCGGUGGCUUGA
Purpureocillium takamizusanense is the source of this 1668-nucleotide messenger RNA. RefSeq lists its product as uncharacterized. The transcript is spliced from 4 exons. Gene Ontology annotation, biological process: regulation of DNA-templated transcription. Gene Ontology annotation, molecular function: zinc ion binding; DNA-binding transcription factor activity, RNA polymerase II-specific. Lineage: Eukaryota; Fungi; Ascomycota; Sordariomycetes; Hypocreales; Ophiocordycipitaceae. The coding region runs from base 1 to 1668 and encodes 555 amino acids. The record is from RefSeq and is a predicted model, not a curated record.